This is a messenger RNA of Microplitis mediator, 2430 nucleotides long. Its product is annotated as beta-1,4-glucuronyltransferase 1-like. The record is from RefSeq and is a predicted model, not a curated record. NCBI's taxonomy places the organism in Eukaryota, Metazoa, Arthropoda, Insecta, Hymenoptera, Braconidae. The coding region runs from base 864 to 2234 and encodes 456 amino acids. The transcript is spliced from 3 exons.
GAGGUCAUGACUAUCCCACAAUUACAACUGAUGAGUAGUCGAUUUAAAAUAUAGCACUGAGUUUAUGAUCAAUGACCCAAUGAUAUUUUUGAAUUUACACAGAAAAAGAGGAAUUUUUGCGGCAAAAAAUAUUUUGAAUUGCGUAUUGAAGAGAAAAAUUUUCUGAAAACUAUAAAAAACUUAUAGGGAAAUUUUUGUCUUCAUUUUACAAUGGAAACAAAUUAUUUUCUUCUGUGUAUGACUAAUUGGUUAUCGAUUGAUAAAAUAAAAUAUAAUUUUUGAAGGGAAAGUAAAACUUAUUAAUUGUGUUAUGAUUCUGUCAAUCAAACCGUGGGUCAUUACACUUUCGCGCGGGGAAUCCCGUUGGCGGUAAGAUCGAUUAGGGGAUUUAUGGGGGUGUAAUUAUCCGCAUGCGGUAUGUGUGGAUAUUAAUGUAAAAAAGUGUGAAACAUAAUUACUGAGUUUAAUUAACUUUUAUCGAUCGUUUUUAUAAAGUUAAGAUAUUAAAAAAAAUAUAAAAACUGACUAUAGAGAGUUUGAAAUCUGUCAGAUGUGAAGAUGACUGACGUGGGAGUUUUUAAACUUCAUUUUAAAUUAUUUCCUUUCAUCGUCCUUUUAUUUUAUAACCAGUCAAUUACUUAAUAGUAGUCUUCAAUAAACCGAGUACGGGGUGUGAAUUUAAAUUCUUUCGGCCCUGAGACUUGCGCUUGCAAUCACAUCGAUCGUAAAAUCAGCGUUGCUGCAAGUGAACUCGGUUGGGUCAGUAAGACUAAGGAGUACAAGACCUUUGAUGGAUUCGCGUACCCGAAAUAAUAAUAAUUAUAAUUACAAUUAUGAUUAUUAUUAUUUAAACAAUUAGAGGAAUGCGUGGAUACCCGCGUAGAUUAAUACUCGUAGUCGGCAUCGCGUUAUUUAUUUUACUGAGUACGCGACUUUUAAUUGGCCGCAGUCUUGUACUUCCGCUAGAUGAUGACGCAGCAUCAUCAUUUUCACCGCGUGGUCCACAUAAUUUUAUCCAAGAGCCAUCGAGAGGAUUUGCGCGUGCGUAUGCACCUGGAAUGUACAUGAGAGGGCAACAGCAACUGAAUAAUUGCGCCUGUGCUUGGAAAUACGAAUUGCCUUUUUUAUUUUCUUACCCGGUAAAUAAAAUUCGAUAUACACCUCAAGCAGGUGAAGAUGGACCGUAUCGAGUUUUGCCAUUUGUCAUUCGGAGUAGUGUUGAGUCGGAUGGAUCAAAACCGUUCACCAGAUUGACUCUGUGCACUCACGCGACCGCGGAUUUAGUUUACAAUGUCGUCGAAUUGGUCAAGCGAUGGGAAGGUCCAGUUAGUCUUGCUGUCUUUACACCAGGUCGAGAUGCUGAACUGGCUGUACGACUGCUCGACAGAGCUUGCCGCUGUGAGCCCCAAAUGCACAAGCUUUCCGUCCACCUGAUAUUUCCAGCAAAUCGUAAACCGAUCAUCAGAAACAAUAAUUAUGCCGCCGAAGAUGGGGACUGCGCGGCGCUGGACCUUCACUGGCAACUCCAGGAAUCUUUGACAGACAGAAAAGACCGAGGACUCACUUAUCCAAUAAAUGUCGCGCGAAAUGUCGCGAAAAGUCUUGCGAUGACAUCCAGAGUCUUGGUCUCAGACAUUGAAUUAUUACCGAGUGAUAAAUUGGCCUCAGGUUUUCUUAAAAUGAUCGACGGACAGCCGCCACGCAAAGGACUCGCAUUCGUAGUUCCAGUAUUUGAAAUUGACGAGUCCCAGGAGCCGCCUAAAAAUAAACGAGAAUUAAUGGCUGCGAUAAAUAAAGAUCUCGCUGUUUAUUUUCACAAAUAUAUGUGCAUACACUGUCAGCGGUUUCCUGGUAUCACCAAGUGGAUGUUGAGACCAGACCCAGGGCGAGUGAGACCGCUGAUUGUCACUCGCCGGGAGUAUCCGCACCAUCGAUGGGAACCAGUUUACAUUGGGACUCAGGACGAUCCUCUUUACAACGAAAAUAUGACUUGGGAAGGACGUCAGGAAAAAAUGUCACAGAUGUUAGAAAUGUGCCUGAUGAAUUAUCAAUUAAUAAUUCUCGAUGGAGCUUUUCUUGUUCAUACACCAGGAAUAAAAAGAAAGACUUAUCAAUUAAAUCCAUCCAAAUCAACAUUUGAACGUACUCAGGAAAUGCUGAACGCUCAAAUAUAUCAAAGCAUUACGCAUAAUUUGCUCAACAAAUAUCCGAUAAAUCGUAAAUGCAGACAAUAGAACUUCAGGUUUAUAAUAAACUAAAUAUUAAAUAUAUAAAUAUAUAGAUAGAUAUAUAAUUAGUUAAAGCAAAGAUAUGAAAUUUUAUUAUUUUUAAACCGCGUAAAUUUUAAGAUAAAAAAAUAUUUUAGCUUCUUUCUACUAAAUACUUAAACUCAAUUAAAUUCUAAACACUUGCGACAACAUUUUACGUAAU